This is a messenger RNA of Procambarus clarkii (red swamp crayfish), 418 nucleotides long. NCBI's taxonomy places the organism in Eukaryota, Metazoa, Arthropoda, Malacostraca, Decapoda, Cambaridae. The record is from RefSeq and is a predicted model, not a curated record.
GCUUUUACAGAGGCUAGAGGAAGAUGUGAAUGUGAACAGUUAUAUUGUCAAGGAAAAGUUACCCAAGGAGCUGACAACUAAGGAAAGGCAGGUGUCAACAUUGCAGCGAGUAGCAGCACAACCAGCAAUGGGCCAGCAGGAAAUAGAUGCUGUAAAUAAGCAGAUUCGUUCACUAACAGCUGAAAUAAACAACCUGAAUGAAGCUCGUAUGAAGGAAGUGGAAGAAGAUGACAGCCCAGAGAGCAAGGUAGGCAGGGCAAUUGUGAAAGUAUUAAUUCCAGUGAUAACUUGUAUUUUAUUUGUAAAUAUUGAUGCUAAAAUAUAUUAUAAACUAACUGUUGUGGAAAGUAGCAAGUUUAAGCACUUUUUUGUGGGGAGCGCCUUCUGCUCCCUGGAGCUAUCGGACUAAUAUUACCUA